AAAAACCCCGUAGCCACCCUCCAACUCUGCGUGGGACGCCGUUGCCUGAUCUUUCAACUCCUUUACGCCCCUUACAUCCCACAAUCUCUCGUAAACUUUUUAAGAAACCCUAACUAUACGUUCACUGUUGUCGGGAUUAAGAGUGAUGUUGGGAAGCUGGUUGAGGAUUAUAACCUUGUGGUUGCCAGGAUUGCGGAGUUAACAACGUUGGCGGCGAAUGCGUACGGUGUGAGAAAGUUUAAGUAUGCAGGGCUUAAGAGUUUGACUGAAGAGGUACUUGGAAAAGAGGUUUUGAAGCCCAAGAGAAUAACCAUGAGCCGAUGGGAUAAUCAGUGGUUAACUCGGCCACAGGUGGCGUAUGCAUGCAUUGAUGCGUUUUUGAGUUUUGAGAUUGGUAGGGUUUUGAUCUCUGGGAAUUAUUAGUAUUAUAACUGA
This is a messenger RNA of Helianthus annuus (common sunflower), 435 nucleotides long. Its product is annotated as Werner syndrome ATP-dependent helicase homolog. Gene Ontology annotation, molecular function: nucleic acid binding; 3'-5' exonuclease activity. The record is from RefSeq and is a predicted model, not a curated record. The transcript has a single exon. Gene Ontology annotation, cellular component: nucleus; cytoplasm. NCBI's taxonomy places the organism in Eukaryota, Viridiplantae, Streptophyta, Magnoliopsida, Asterales, Asteraceae. The annotation marks the transcript as partial. Gene Ontology annotation, biological process: nucleobase-containing compound metabolic process.